UGUUCCCUUUCCGCUCCUGCAGAACAAUCAGCACAUUCACGAGCAGGAUUCAGUCAGGAGUUUAAUAUCUCUAGAGAUUUACCUUCUGUUUACCUUCUUUAACUUCUCUCUGAAUGUCACAUUUGUUCACACGCGCCUCAUACAAUGAGGAUUAUAAUCUGGAUUUUUGCGGCCGCUAUGUUCAACAUUGUUUCUGCGCAACGACAACGAAGACCAGUGUUUUCAUGUGGCGGGAACUUUACAGGAGACACGGGAUUGAUUGGGAGUCAGGGCUACCCUGCCGUCUACCCACCCAACAACAAAUGUGUGUGGAGAAUUACAGUCCCUCAGGGGAGGGUGGUCUCCCUCCUGUUUCGAGUCCUGGAUCUUGAGAGUGAUAAUCUUUGCAGAUACGAUUAUGUAGAUAUAUAUGACGGACACAUCAAUGGCCAGCGUCUUGGCCGAUUCUGUGGAACUGCUAGACCCGGAGCGCUGGUCACCAAUGGAAACAAGAUGCAAGUGGUCAUGGUGUCGGACGCCAACACAGCUGGGAGUGGUUUUGUAGCUGUAUACUCAGCAAUUCGCCCAAAUGAAAGAGGUGACCGGUAUUGUGGGGGUCUUUUGGACAAACCCAAUGGGACAAUAAAGACCCCUAACUGGCCAGAUAGGGACUAUCCUCCAGGAGUAACAUGUUUCUGGCAUAUUAUUGCCCCUCAGGAACAAAUCAUUGAGUUGAAGUUUGAGAAGUUUGAUGUGGAGAGAGACAGCUACUGCCGCUAUGACCAUGUGGCCGUGUUUAAUGGGGGAGAAAUGAAUGAGUCACAGAAGAUCGGCAAGUUCUGCGGAGACAGCCCACCCAUCCCAAUUUAUUCUGAUGGCAAUCAUCUCCUUGUCGUGUUUAUAUCUGAUCUGAGUCUGACUGCGGAUGGAUUCAUUGGUCAUUACCAGUGUAAACUGAGGAGUCUGAGCACAGCCAGUUCCCCUCUUACUCCCGCGCGCACAACCCCACCCACCACACGACCCAUAGCUCUUACAUAUUCGGAAGAUCUUUGCAAGCAGAAAUGCAAAAGGACUGGAACAAUUGAAAGUCAUUACUGCUCUAGUAACUUCGUGAUUACUGCCACUCUUAUCUCAGCGGCCAUGAGGAACCAGAGCAUCCUCGCCACUUUCUCCAUCAUGCAUCUUUAUAAGGAAGGAAGUUUAGCCAUCCAGCAGGCCGGGAAAACCAUGAGCACCAAAGUCACAGUACUUUGUAAAAAAUGCCCUCUGGUCAGAAGAGGUCUGAACUACAUUGUCAUGGGACAGACAGAUGAUCAGGGACAUGGUGUCAUUGCCCCCAAUAACUUUGUGAUGGCUUUCAAAACCAAGAAGCAAAGAGAUCUGGGAGUGCUGAAGAAUAUACACUGCUGAUGUGAACAGGUCAUCUCCGGCCCCUAAGGUUUUCUGUGUCUGCCAAAAACUAUUUCGAUUGCCACUUUGGCAUGCUGCAGUUAACAGUGAUUUAUGGUGCUUUUAAAAAGAUGUCUUACUGAUGUGUUACUACCAUACUUUUAUCUAGAUAAUUGACCUCAAACAUGCUUUAUUGUUUAUGAAUACUAUCUUUAUGGAUGGUUGGGAAGUUUAAACUUUCAACAGCAUAUUACAUUAACACAACAGUUAAUGUUUCAGGAUUUGAGUCUGAUCUUUUGACAUUUCUAAAGCACUUUUUUGAAGUCUUUAGCCCAUUAAAAAAAAUCUAUAUUUCUAUUUGAGAUAAAGCUUGAACUCCUGACCUUGGCAUGUCUUCAUAAAUACUGCUGUAGAUAAUGUAUUGUAUUGGCCGAAUGUUCCAUGGGGUUUGAUAUUGUACAUCUUUAGUAUUCAAUCAGUAUAGAAACAACACUACCUUUUUAGGGUCUUGUGUUUUUUCUUGGAAAAAUAUUGUUUGUUAUAUUUGGGUUUUGGAGAAAGACUACAUUUAAAAAACUUUAGAGGAUUUUAAAUAUAUAUGAUUACAGUACAUAUAACCAGUGAUGCCCUCAGAUUUGGCCAUUGAACAAGAAGCUUUUUUCUGUUGUUGCAGAGAAUAGAAGGAACAGUGUGUAUAAAUGCAGGCAUUAACUCUGUCAUUUGCAGUAGCUGGGUGGUGGUGACAUUUACGUAGCAGGAGAUGUGGACAUGUUGGCCUUUGAAUCUGACAUUUAACUAAUAUAACUAGUGUCGUGAUGAGUGAACUAAGAUAGAAGAUGACAAAAUGAAACGUUGUUAAUGUGAAGUGCCGAGUAACAUUUGUAAUAUGGUAACCAAGGUCACUAGAGAAAGUUCCUGGCCCUUUUACCUUAUGCAGAAUCUUUUUUAAAUGUAAAAUAUAUUAAAAUUUAGCGAUUUUAGACAAUAUUUAAUAAAAGCUUACAGAAAUAUGCUUUGGUCAAGCUUAUGCACUUAUAUGGAGUUAAAGGAACAGUAUGUAGGAUUUUGGCCAAAACUAGUAUUGCAAUCACAAAACUUGUGGCUAAAACUGGUACUGCAAUCACACAACUGGUGGCCAAAAGACAAAAUGACAACAUCAGUUGAGGGCUGCAACUCCACUUUUUAAAUGACGAUAUCCUGGCCAGACCACUGUUGUUAGUGAUAUAAGUAUUUGAAAUGAAAAUGAUUUCUAAAUGUCUAGUGACAUAUCAGGGCCAUUUUAUGAUUAAUUGCUAUAAAUUUCUUACAUACUGUUCCUUUAAUCAUAGCUGCUGUUGCUAUAAAGUACUGGCGAAAACAUUGCCAAAAAGAUAAAAGCAUGCAUAUUUAAAUGUGCCAUUCAAUAAAAACUGUAUUUAUCUAGGCAUAGAUGAAUAAUAAGAGCUCUGUACAUGGUUACGACAUAUUGUGAGCCUUUAAAUGCGUUUGUUUCCUCAUUUUUAUUAAAACCUUGUGCAAGCAAAAGACUGCAGGAAAAUCUCAAAAUAACACAGACUGCUACGUCGCAGUCGAGAUGUGCGCCCCAACAUUAAAUUAAACAUUAAAAUAAUUACAAAGUUGUUAAAAUGCUAAAAACAAAGUUGUGACUGCUGAGUAUGCGCUAUAUGCUAGUUCAGUGUUUCUCAAUCCUGGUCCUCGAGGACCCCCUUCCAGAAUGUUUUUAGAUUAACACACCUGAUUUAAAUCAUUAGCUUGUUAGGGAGACAUUCUAGAAGGAGGCUGAUGAGUUGGUUCAGGUGUUUAAAAUAAGGAGACAUCUAAAACUUUCUGGGAGGGGGUGCUCGAGGACCAGGGUUGAGAAACUUUGUGCUAGUUAAUGAUAUGUAAUAUUAGACCAUUUUUUUCUGGUAUGUAAAUGGACAUGUA
Paramisgurnus dabryanus is the source of this 3294-nucleotide messenger RNA. It is a transcript of the gene pcolce2a, whose product is annotated as procollagen C-endopeptidase enhancer 2a. Gene Ontology annotation, molecular function: protein binding; peptidase activator activity; collagen binding. The record is from RefSeq and is a predicted model, not a curated record. Lineage: Eukaryota; Metazoa; Chordata; Actinopteri; Cypriniformes; Cobitidae.